AUGGACCUGGUCCCAGGUGAAGAAAUCCUCCUGGCCGUGCAGAAAGUCUGGUGGACGGCUGGUCCCCACGUUCGCCCGGAUGCUGCCAUCACCUCGGAUCAGAUGGGCUUCCUCCUGGACACCGUUCGACCAAGCCUGACAGGUGUGGACGGUGGAUACUCUGCGACCACCCUCCCCAAAGUACAAGACGAGCAGAGUAACAGGGGGCUACUCAUGGAAGAUCGGAGGGCGAUCUCCAUGUCAAAUAUAGUCGGUCUGUCCACUCUUACUCAUCGAGAGGGGUAUAUGUAUGUAAGUAAUUCUAGCAUGGCCGUCGCGCGCCAAGCAAUCAGCUGCCAAAUUGCUUUCCCCACGCGAUUACAUCACAACACAACCGGCAGCUACCUGGCCCACUUCCUGCACGGUGAUCUGCCCCAGUUCCCAUUAGGACCCACGACCAUCAAACAAAACUUGCGCCAGCUGGUCUCUCCCUCUAGGUGCCUCGGCUGUCUGCAUGCAAUUUUGACGGCCCUGCGCUUCGUUUGGAUGCUCUCCAGCGGUUUCCGUUUUCGACAGCCGACUCUUGCGAUCCCUGAACUGAUAGCUGGCCGGCCUUCCUGCUCUCUCCUUCCCCGCUACACACUGGUUCGGCAGGUCCUCCAGCGCUGCAUAUGUCCAAGCGUGAUGACGGGUACUGAGCAAAAAUCCUUCCUGGGCAACCUCUCUCCGUGGAGCACCCCCAGAAGUACCACUCCCUUGCCGUCCGAUCGGCCUUUGGGAAACAACCCAGACGUGCUGCAGCGAUCCCAGGGCGAAGACCAUACAGUGACCCACCGACACAAGUUGAGCUCUCGUUACUAUCCACCCGACUGCCCACCCUUGAAAGCAAAAUGGUACUACGCAGUGGACUCACCGAAACGGAAGCUUGCUUUGCCAGAUCAGAAGAAGUCGGAGCAAAAACCACCGCCUCCACCGAAGAAGUUCGUCCCUUUCUCCCGCAGUGACUCCCAGGCGAUUGAGGCCACCUUUCAGAAAUUAUCAGAGAUCGAGGACAAUCAACACAGUGAGCAGGCUCGUAAAGCGGCUUUACAACAGGUGUCAACCAAAGUUCCGGUCAACGAGGAUUAUCUGUUUGACGUGGAUGUCGAAGCCCGCGAACUGAGUCCGGCCUACUGGAUUGGCCCUGUCUAUGAGGUUCGGCGAGGCACAUGGUUCUUGCAGGAGGGCUCAAGCUUUAAACCUUGCGAGGAGAACUUGGCUACGCAGCUCGAGGAGGGAUAUGUCAAAUUACGGCCGUGGCGUAUGGCGACGGAGGAUGGGGGCGGAGACAAAUCGGACGGCGCGAGCUCUGCCGAGGCCCGUAGCAGAACGAACACGGGAUCAGAUACGCCGAGUACAGCGCCCGAGACAUCACGCUCUGCAAAUACGAAGCAGCGCGAGAAGUCCCAAACUGGGGCAACGGGGCCAGUGGCAACUCCCGCGGAAGUCAAACAAUAUCGCCUGUUUGGCGCCUACAUGAACCGGAUUGUCACUUAUGAAGAUGCAACCACCGCAUGGCUAACCACGGACGACUUCAUGUCUCGAGUCAGCACGACGGUCUUCCAAACCUUGGGUGGCGCACGCGGCAUCAAGUACGUUCGAGGGCUUGGCGAAACACGGCGGUCACGGGAAGCACCUGAUGCGAAGGCGUCGCAACGAAAGCAGGACGAGAAGACGUCCGAUACGCCCCCCGGACAAUUUUCUUCGUCAUCCGAUCCCACCACCAAGGUGGCCUCCAUUCUGGCAGAUGCGGCAGACAACGAUGGUGAGCUGGAGGCGGAGUUGCGACGUCCCAUCUCAACGCUCGAGAGACAAAUGUCAUCCCUGGCAGGACAGCCUCAGAAUCAAGCCGAGCUAGAGGAGCAGGCUCGAAGGCAAGAAGAGCAGGAAAUGGAAGAUUCUCGGGAAAUCGAGAGUGAAGAUCAAGGACGCGAGAUCGACCAUCUGGUGCUGGUCACCCACGGUAUCGGUCAACGGCUGGGUUUACGUUUAGAAAGUAUCAACUUCAUUCACGACGUGAACGUAUUGCGAAAGACUUUGAAGGGUGUCUACAAGGCGUCUCCAGAUCUUCAGGCAUUGAAUUCCGCGUUUCCCGAUCAUGCCAGCAACUGUCGGGUCCAAGUGAUUCCCGUGUGCUGGCGCCAUCUUCUCGACUUCCCCUAUCGAGGGGUGAGACAGAAUCGAAAAGAGCUCGACCUGACCGAUGCAGACACCCUGGAGGAUGAUGCGUACCCUAGUCUCGCUGAUAUCACUCUCGACAGCGUGCCUGCCGUUCGAAACCUCAUUUCCGACCUGGCCAUGGACGUCCUCCUAUAUCAGAGUGCCUAUGCUGACCACAUCGCGAACAUUGUCAAGAAAGAGUGCAACCGGAUCCUGGAGUUGUACCGGCAACGGAAUCCGUCCUUCAAGGGAUCCGUCAGUCUCUGCGGUCACUCGCUCGGCAGUGCCAUCUUCUUCGACAUUCUUUGUCACCAAUCUUCGGAUGUCAGUAGCGCUGGCAAAAAGGGCUCGGCGGCCCCGAUGGAAUCGAACGAUCUCGCCGAUCAACGGGGUGGAACCGAGACGGCCCUGAACUUUGAGUGUGAAGAGUUUUUCUGUCUCGGGUCUCCCAUUGCUCUCUUCCAGAUGCUCAAGGGCAAGACCAUUGCGGGCCACUCUGGUCUCGGCUUACGAGGCCGUCAAGGGGGGAUCGACGUUGGCGGACUCGAGUCGCACCGCUUGGGUGAUCUUGGGUCUUCAUCCCGGGACUCAAAGAGCAGUCGCAAUGUGAUGGAGAACUCGGCGAUCAUCUCUGCCCCUCGGUGCCGAGACCUGUACAACAUCUUCCAUCCCUCGGAUCCAGUGAGUUACCGUCUCGAGCCUCUGAUCACGCCGGCAAUGGCUAGUCUCAAGCCUCAGCCCCUACCCUCUGUGAAGAAAAGCCUAUGGGCCGCAUCCGGACAGAGUCUCUCCAUUUUGGGCUCACGGAUGGGCCAGAGUGUCGGCUCUCUGUGGAGCAACUUCACCUCCGGCGUCGCGAGCAGCUUGCUUAAUCGGAGCCUGGGUCUGAGCGCAGAAGACCCAUCCGUAUCACGCAGCGCGUCCAGCAGUAGACCCGCCGCCGACAAUGCAACGGGACUCCCACGCACGCAGUCGGGUACGAGCUCACACGCUUCAUCGCAUGGCAGUGGUGAUCACGGUGAGACUCUGAUCGAUCAUGACCUGGAAACGCUCUAUGACGGGUUCCAGAAGAGUCGCACGUCGCAGAAAAAAGACCAAGCACGGCCCGCGGGCGGGAAAGCGGCCGAUUUUGAUGCUGAAGAUCAAGAGCGCAAGAUGAAAUUCGAAGACGCCAAAGUUCGAGCGUUGAAUUCGAAUGGCCGCGUUGAUUAUAGUAUUCAAGAGGGUGCCUUUGAUAUCUCCUUGAUUGCCAGCAUCGCCAGCCAUCUCACAUACUGGGGCGAUGAAGAUGUGAACCACUUCAUGCUUUCUCAAAUUCUGUCGCGCAAGUCACGACAUCGACUGAAGGGAGGCGUCACUUUGGACAAAAUGAAAUCGUAG
This is a messenger RNA of Penicillium oxalicum, 3558 nucleotides long. Its product is annotated as DDHD family phospholipase. NCBI's taxonomy places the organism in Eukaryota, Fungi, Ascomycota, Eurotiomycetes, Eurotiales, Aspergillaceae. Gene Ontology annotation, cellular component: cytoplasm. The coding region runs from base 1 to 3558 and encodes 1185 amino acids. Gene Ontology annotation, molecular function: glycerophospholipase activity; metal ion binding. The transcript has 3 exons. The record is from RefSeq and is a predicted model, not a curated record.